This is a messenger RNA of Pogoniulus pusillus (Red-fronted tinkerbird), 1501 nucleotides long. RefSeq names its product leucine rich repeat containing 59 (gene LRRC59). The coding region runs from base 56 to 976 and encodes 306 amino acids. Lineage: Eukaryota; Metazoa; Chordata; Aves; Piciformes; Lybiidae. Gene Ontology annotation, molecular function: protein binding. Gene Ontology annotation, biological process: signal transduction. The transcript has 7 exons. The record is from RefSeq and is a predicted model, not a curated record.
GUGGUGGCGCCGCCGCGCGCGCGUCGUCGUGGCGCUCGGAGGAGCCGCGGCCGCCAUGGCGCGGGGCGGCGGGAAGGGGCUGAGCCUGAAGGACAAGCUGGACGGUAACGAGCUGGACCUGAGCCUCUGCGACCUGAAUGAGGUGCCGGUCCGGGAGCUGGCCACUCUUCCAAAAGCUACUAUAUUGGAUUUGUCCUGUAACAACCUCAUGUCCUUGCCGUCAGACUUCUGCAGUUUGAUGCAUCUGGUGAAACUGGACUUGAGUAAAAAUCGGCUUCAACAGCUGCCCUUGGACUUUGGCCGCCUGGUCAAUCUGCAGCACCUGGACCUUCUGAACAACCGUUUGGUCACCCUGCCAGUCAGCUUUGCACAACUCAAGAACCUGAAGUGGCUGGACCUGAAGGACAAUCCACUAGAUCCUGUCCUGGCUAAAGUAGCAGGAGACUGUCUGGAUGAGAAGCAAUGUAAGCAGGCUGCUGUCAAGGUACUGCAGCACAUGAAGGCAAUCCAGUCUGAGCAGGACCGACAGCGGCAACAGAAGCUCCAAGCAGAGCGAGAAAUGGAGAAGAAGCGUGAAGCAGAACAGCGAGCAAAAGAGGCUCAAGAGAGGGAACUGAGGAAGCGUGAGAAGGCAGAGGAGAAGGAACGCAGAAGACGGGAAUAUGAUGCUCAGAGAGCUGCCAAACAGGAGAUGGAAAAGAAAACUAAAAGAGAAACUGUGCAGCCCCGAAAGCCUGCCUCCAGUUCGCGGUCCACUCAGCCCUCCCGGCACAGGCGCUCCUGGUCGCGGUCUCUGCUGCGGGUUCUGCUCUGCAUGCUGCUGUGUGUGCUCCUUGCUGUGGCUGCCUGCAAGCUGACAGAGCUGCGGCGUCAGCCCCUGUGCAUCAGCAUCAGCACUCUCUUCGAGGAUGUGGUAGCUGCCCUGCAAAACCACAAAACCCUGCAAAAUAUGCUCCAACAGAACUCACAGCAGUGAUUGUCCUGGGCAGGCACCUGCUUCGUCAGCAUCUCCCUCCACCAUCUAUGCAGCCAGAAUUCCUAUGGAAUUGUGUUCUGAUGAAACUGCUUUUAAUCUGUCAGCGUUGGUUUGCUGGUCCACUCCACACACAGCAGUUACUAUUCAGAUCAUCUUUGCUGUGCAUGUUUCACAGUUGGCCUAUAACUCCAAUUAUUUGCCCACAUUAACCUAAACUUGUUAACAUCCUUUACCUCCAGGGAACAGUUACAGAGAUUGUGAGAUACAGAAUGCUGCCAAGCUGUAGGAGUGGAAAAAACAGCCCUUGGCUGGCAUGGUAGCUGUGUCCUGGAGGUGGAAGUUUUUAAUACAUAUCCAUUCUUCGCUCGUUUCUAUUUGUGCUGAAAUUGGUGACAUGGCUGUGUGGAAUGAUACAUUGAGGCCCAGUCAGAGGUGUGUAGGACAGCUGUGCAUGCAUGUGCCCAGGCGAGGCUGCUGGUGUAGUGUGGAAGCAGCUGAACCUUUGCAAUACAAGAUUUCACAGCA